AUGGCUCCGAAAGGUAAAUCCGUCCCCGUCGCGGAGAAGAAGGUUGCGAAGAAAGGCAUGUCCGGCUCUGGCGUCGAGAAAACAACUAAGAGGAAGAAGAGGAACGAGUCGUACUCCAUCUACAUCUACAAAGUGUUGAAGCAGGUGCAUCCGGAUACCGGUAUCUCAUCGAAGGCUAUGAGCAUCAUGAACUCGUUUGUCGCCGAUCUCUUUGAGAGGAUCGCGUCGGAAGCCGCCAAGCUCGCCUCGUACAAUAACACCAAAACUUUGACGUCUCGCGAAAUCCAGACCGCUGUCCGCCUUCUUUUGCCAGGUGAGCUCGCCAAGCAUGCCGUCUCGGAAGGCACCAAGGCUGUCACUAAGUACAGCUCGUCGUAAACUUGGACUCGCUUGGAUUACUUGCCAUUUGAGAUGGUUCUUCCCGAUGGAGCUGCGCUGCCAUCGGUCUUUGUCUAUUUUAACGGUCUGUUGAAGCUUUCGUAAACUGUACAAAUGUUUCGU
Messenger RNA from Chondrus crispus (carragheen), 501 nucleotides. RefSeq names its product Histone H2B. The record is from RefSeq and is a predicted model, not a curated record. Gene Ontology annotation, cellular component: nucleosome. NCBI's taxonomy places the organism in Eukaryota, Rhodophyta, Florideophyceae, Gigartinales, Gigartinaceae. The coding region runs from base 1 to 378 and encodes 125 amino acids. The transcript has 2 exons. Gene Ontology annotation, molecular function: structural constituent of chromatin; DNA binding; protein heterodimerization activity.